Molecule: messenger RNA, 4137 nt
Organism: Pyricularia oryzae 70-15
Lineage: Eukaryota; Fungi; Ascomycota; Sordariomycetes; Magnaporthales; Pyriculariaceae
Product: excitatory amino acid transporter 2
Exons: 2
Coding region: 2498-4015 (505 amino acids)
Biological process (GO): L-glutamate transmembrane transport
Cellular component (GO): plasma membrane
Molecular function (GO): glutamate:sodium symporter activity; neutral L-amino acid transmembrane transporter activity; L-glutamate transmembrane transporter activity
Source: RefSeq, a predicted model, not a curated record
UAUGCCGAUAUUUCCCGGAUUGUCUUUCUUAUCCUUUUCCAGCAAAGAUUUCAUGGGGUUCGGCAUCGUCAGGCGAACCACGGACCUCGUGAUAAUGAGAAAUGCGACGCGGUAAAGUGUUUUUUUUUUCUUUUUCGUCUCCUUCUUGUAUUGACUCGGGUGUUCUGGGGGGGGGGAUGAUUGGAUGCGAACAUGGUGUCAGGAGACAAUAUGAGAGACUCUGUGUGAAAGAGGAUAGCUGCAGCAAUCGAUGCCGCAGGCCCAAGACCUUCACGAGCCACAGCAGGAAGUCGAGAUAAGCCAAGCUUCUAAUAUCUACUUUGUAACCAGGGAUUCAGUUCCGGGAUCCAGCAUGAUUAUGGCGUUGGCCGUCGAUUCGUUUUCGAUUUUGUGGUCCGACGGUUUUGGUCAUUUCAACUGGCCAGCAUAAAAAAAAAAGUAAAAGAAUUACCCUGACUUCCAUCAUGAGGGCAUACGACUGGUGAGGAUGUUGACUCGAGGGGAAGAAUCGAGCAACUUCAUUCAGUACACUGCACAAAUACAAACUUGCAGGUCAGAUAUCACGGCUGGAUGUUUGACUGUUUGACUGUAUUACGAAAUAAACGAAGAUAAUGCGAACCCUUCUGAUUGAAGCGGGCCCAGUCAUAGCCAUACGAUGCCGUACCCAUUCCUGCUGGUACGGUACACGUCUGGGGGACCCGUCCGUCAAUUUGUUCAACGAAAUUUCAUGGUUCCGCGCGUCUAGGGGGUUCAACCGAGGCUGCGCUCGACUAAAGACUUGCCUGGUGCGGCCGGCAAAAUCCUGACCGAAGAAUAUCCACGAUGAACAACGUGACAUCCUGCCGCAUGCAGAACUUUCAGCUGAGCCACGGCGCCCAGCUCCUUUCAUACCAGCUUUCGGCUUUUCGUCAGACUUGUACGUGCCCGAGAAUACAUAAAAAUUGGCUUGGUAGAUACCUACGCACGACAAGCUUAUUUCACUCACCGAGACCUCGCUUUCUUUACAGCGAAUGAAGUGAAAGAACACAAGAACCCCUCCAGAAAAAGUAAAGACAACAAGCAGGGCUGGGCGACUUUUUUUUUUUUUUUUUGCUGCCUUUGUUUGGUGCCGGUUGGGACUCUGGGCAAACCAAGCAAUUGAUAAAUUGAAUGGUAAGCAAUUUAUGGGAAGGGAGUGGCACCAACUGAAGCGCCACGCGCUCCGUGGUUGGCCAGAAGACCCGGCCAAGGGCUCGGCGACCACACUCGGAUCCGCUCCCAGACACCGCCGAUCCUCUCGGCGCUGCUCGGCGUGCCGCUUGAUCCGGUUUUUCUGUUCAAAAUUUCCACAUAUGCGAACCAAACUCUCCACUGCGAAGAUUGGUGAAGAAAGAAAACAUGUGGUAACUGAUGUGGUAUGGGGGGAGACUUUUCUGGGGGGAACAAGAAAGAGAGAGUCAACGCGAAAGGCCAAUUCCAGAAUAUGUCUGGGCCUCUUUUUCUGUUCGGCCGUCCCGUCGUGGAUUACCAUGGUUGUGCCCAUGGACGGCACAGCUUCACCAAAACAGGUCAUGAUCGGCUGACAGUUGCUGACCACGCCCGGCUUCCAGCGUGUUUCGGCGCGCUUUUUGUGCAGCACCGCCAAACGUCACCCGCUUCGGCCGCCUUCCGAAGGAACUUCUUUGGGGCCAUUGUUGGUUCUGGCCCCCUCGUUGGUCCUGCAGGCUCAGCUCCAGUCCUUCUUUUUUUUCCUUCCCUCCCUGCAUGGAAAAAGCCAUGGCGCCACCCACUAUUCCCAUGCUGUCUUGUCUUUCAACUGAACAUGCACCUGUCGCCAAGGACGAUAUCCACAACGGUCGGUAGGAAUCAUUGCUGGAGGGAUCUUUUGUCAGGGCCUAGGAGGCCAAACGUCUUUCCACAUUGGUCGACCGACCAGACCUUCCUAGGACAGAAGCGAUGGUGGCCAUGUUGGAGUCUCGGCGCCAACCCUCUUGUCCCCCAAUCCAGUCCCCAGAAUCCCAGCGGAGUGGUGGACAGUGGCUAUCUGUGGGGUCAGAGAUUGUUAUUGGAAUUGUUGCGUAAAAAAAGUACGGACUCGUGUGAGACCACCAGGGCCCCCCCCCCCUCGAUCCCACGAGAGCAUGAUACCUUACCAACCUAGACUUGACAAGAGAUAGAAGGGCGAGCGUGGCGAUUCGCUAAGCCGAACUGGAGCUUCCGAUGAUAACCUCCUUGUCACGGACCAAUAUUCCCAUUGGGGAACCGAGCCAACGGUGAUGUCCUUAUCAAUGAAAGGACCCUGAUAUUUAGGUAGCACGUCGCAUGCCUACUUGGUCAAAGUUGUUUUCUUCCUUACUCUCCCUUUCACCUCCAACGCUUUCGUUCGGUCAAGCUGUAUAUUCAACUUGGUCGCUCAAACCGGUCGUGCUUACCUCGCCUUCCUGGUCUUCUCCAUCUCCUGUUUCCUUUUUUUUCUUAGACAGCCGGCUCUAUCCUCCUAAUAAUAACCCCCACCGAAAUGUCAAACCCAACACCGGUCGGGGCAGCGCCCGAGCGGCCGUCCGAAAAGACCGUCGCGAUGGAGAACGACGCCACGCGCCAGGAUUCGUACAGCUCGGGCUCGCCGGCGCACGAGCCUCAAGGAUUCUCCGAGGAGACACAGAAGCGGCCAAUUCACCGCAGGCUGAUCGAUUCCGCCAAGACGCCCGGUUCGGCCAUUCAGAUCGUCAUUGCGGCCGUGGUCGCCAUCGCCAUCGGCCUGAUCGUCACCACCCAGGUCGACACCGUCCCAAAGGCGGUGAUACCAAUCCUCAGCAUCCCCGGUGACCUGUGGCUGCGUGCCCUCAAGGCUGUUGUUCUGCCCCUCAUCAUGACGGCCAUGAUUCUCGCCGUUAUCAGGCUCAAGGAAAUGACUGGCGGCGGUGCGAAGCUCGCCAAGUGGACUGUCGGAUAUUAUGUCAUCACAACAAUCAUCUCCAUCUUGGUUACCUGUCUCCUGACCGGCCUUGCCUGGCGCAGAUUGAUGAUUGAGGUGCGGGGCGACGCGUUGGCCAUGGAUGACGACCAAAAGGAUCUUGUCGCAGAGCGCAGCGAGAAUGAGCCGCACACAGUGGUUGUGACCCUUUUCCGCUCAUUCAUCACCGACAACAUCUUCAGGUCCCUUGCCGAGGCCGAGCUCCUCGCCAUCUUGAUCGUCUCGGUCGUCCUUGGAUCUAUCAUCAACCCCACUGGGCGCCUCAUCCCGGCCAUUGAGGAGGUGGAGAAGAUGGUCACCAAAAUCAUCACCUUCCUCAUCAAGGUGGCACCCAUCGGCGUCUUCUUUCUGAUUCUGCCCAACCUGCUUCGACUCAACAUUGAAGACAUCGGCAUCAACCUGGGCGUUUUGAUCGGCGCGGCGCUUGCAGGCAUGUUCCUGCACCUCUUCGUCAUCGUCCCGGCCAUUUACUUUUUCGUCGUCCGCGAGAACCCUUACUCCAUGUGGUUCAAGUCGUCGCCUGCUUGGGUGACAGCCUGGGGUACGGCGUCGUCUGCUGCCACGCUUCCUGUCACCAUGCGCGAGACCAUCGCUCGCGGCGUGCCAAAGACUGUGGCCAAGUUUACCGUCCCGCUCGGUUGCUUGAUCAACAUGGAUGGAACCGCCAUCUACUUCCCCAUCUGCGUCGUCUUCCUGGCCCAGACCCAGGGCAUCGAGCUGAGCCCGGUGCAGUACAUCAUUAUUGCCCUGCUGGCUACACUGGCUUCCAUCGGCACCACGCCCAUCCCGUCGUCGUCGCUGGUCCUCACCGUCAUGAUUGCCAACUCGGUCGACGUUCCCGUCACGGGCAUGUACGCCGUCAUUGUGGCCAUCGACUGGUUUAUCGACCGCUUCCGUACUGCCGUCAACGUCUCGAGCGACAUUUACGCCGCCAAGAUCCUUACCAAGAUUACCGGCAUCACCGACGAUGGUCUGGACAAGCCCGAAAACACAUCGGACGAGGAGUUGGCCCGAGAGCACUACGCCCCCGCUCCGGUGGUGGAUAACACCCACCGCGUCUAAGGCAUUUUCAACGGUCGCUUUCAUGUCGUAUAGUGUAAUGAGUUCGAUAUCAAAACUGGUCAUUUUUCGAGCGCUUUCUUAUUGGUGUUUUGGUGGGGAUUUAUCAAGUUUGGCUGGGUCCC